Trichobilharzia regenti is the source of this 471-nucleotide messenger RNA. Lineage: Eukaryota; Metazoa; Platyhelminthes; Trematoda; Strigeidida; Schistosomatidae. The record is from the annotation of a GenBank genome assembly.
AUGACGUCCGAACACUUAGGAGUUGUUGACGCGCUUCCAUACUUCGAUAAAGGAUAUGAUGAUCCUGGAAUAAGAGAAGCUGCAGCUCUUCUAGUCGAAGAGGAGAUGAAACGAUACAGGCCGACAAAAAACUAUUUGGAACAUCUUCCCUCUUUAUGUGGACCGAUUCAAAUGAAGUUCGAAACUGAGGUGAUGAAAGCUGAGUUUGACAGGCUCUCCAACCGUCUACCAAUGGAAAUGUUAAGUAUGAAACGUUACGAGUUGCCGCCGCCGCCUGCUGGAAAAAUGACCGACGUGAAAGCUUGGCAAGACGCAAUGGAGAAUGCUGAAGCACAGUUAGAACAUCAAGCAACAAGAAUUGAAAAUCUCGAAUUAAUGGCCGAAUAUGGAUGCAAUGCUUGGAAACAGUACAACAAUGUUUUAGAAAACUCUCUGCAAAUUUACGAGAAAGAGCUCUUGGAAAUAAGGUGA